Molecule: messenger RNA, 3019 nt
Organism: Echinops telfairi (small Madagascar hedgehog)
Lineage: Eukaryota; Metazoa; Chordata; Mammalia; Afrosoricida; Tenrecidae
Gene: TMPRSS2
Product: transmembrane serine protease 2
Exons: 14
Coding region: 72-1553 (493 amino acids)
Biological process (GO): protein autoprocessing
Cellular component (GO): membrane
Molecular function (GO): serine-type endopeptidase activity; protein binding
Source: RefSeq, a predicted model, not a curated record
CAAGCAGAAGUCUAAGGGGGUCAGCUUGAACUUUCAAAUACCAAACAUUACCCGAUGGUGUUGAUCAUAUCAUGAUGGCUUUAAACUCAGGGUCACCACCAGGUGCUGGACCUUACUAUGAAAACCAUGGAUUCCAGGCAGAAAACUUGUACCCGCCACUGCCCGCCGGCGUGCCUGGUGCCUAUCCAGCCUACCCAGCCCAGUACUACCCGCCCCCCGUGCCCCAGUACAUCCCGAAGGUUCUGACGCACGCUUCGAGCCCUGUCAUCCACACGCAGCCCAAGGCCCCCUCCGGGACUGGGUGCACCUCAAAAGCCAGGAAAGCGCUCUGCAUCACCUUCGCUCUGGGGGCCGUCCUCGCUGGCGGGGUCCUGGCCGCAGUGCUGCUCUGGAGGUUCUUGGACAGCCAGUGCUCCGUCUCAGGGAUCGAGUGUGGCUCCUCAGGGACCUGUGUCAGCCCCUCGCUCUGGUGUGACGGCAUCUCCCACUGCCCCAGUGGGGAGGAUGAGAACCGCUGUGUGCGCCUCUACGGACCCAACUUCAUCCUGCAGGUGUACUCAUCCCAGAGGAAGUCCUGGCACCCCGUGUGCCAGGAUGACUGGAGCGAGAACUACGGGCGGGCCGCCUGCAGAGACAUGGGCUACAAGCACAACUUUUACUUGAGCCAUGGUGUAGUAGACGACAGCGGGGCCACCAGCUUUAUGAAGCUGAACACCAGUGCCGGGAACAUCGAUCUGUACAAGAGACUGUUCCACAGCGACCUCUGUUCUUCUAAAAUGGUGGUUUCUUUGCAGUGUAUAGAGUGUGGGGUCACAGCCAAAAUGACCAGCCAGAGCCGGAUUGUGGGGGGCGAGGGCGCCGCCCUGGGGGACUGGCCCUGGCAGGUAAGCCUGCACGUCCAGGGCGUGCACGUCUGCGGGGGCUCCAUCAUCACCCCCGAGUGGAUCAUCACGGCCGCCCACUGUGUGGAAGAACCUCUUUCCAACCCGAGAUAUUGGACGGCCUUUGCGGGGAUUUUGAAGCAGUCGUUCAUGUUCUACGGAAGUGGGAAGCGGAUUGAAAAGGUCAUUUCUCAUCCGAGUUAUGAUGCCAAGACCAAGAGCAAUGACGUAGCUCUGAUGAAACUGCAGACCCCGCUGACCCUCAGUGACAGAAUAAGGCCCGUGUGUCUGCCCAACCCGGGCCUGAUGCUGGAGCCCACGCAGACCUGCUGGAUUUCUGGAUGGGGCGCCACCCACGAGAAAGGGAAAACCUCUGAAGUGCUGAAUGCAGCGGAGGUGCACCUCAUCGAGCCCCAGAGCUGUAACAGCAGAUACGUCUACAACAACCUCGUCACGCCCGCCAUGAUCUGCGCAGGGUACCUGCAGGGAAACGUUGAUUCCUGCCAGGGUGACAGCGGAGGUCCUCUGGUCACCUUGAAGAACAAUAUCUGGUGGUUGAUUGGGGACACAAGCUGGGGAUCUGGAUGUGCCAAGGCGAACAGGCCCGGAGUGUAUGGAAAUGUGACGGUGUUCACAGACUGGAUUUACCGGCAAAUGAGGGCCCACGGCUGAUGUGUGAGUCCAGGAACCACCCUUCCCAGCACAAGGAGAUGAGGGGCUACUGUGAUCUCGGCCCCGGGCUUCAUGUGUUCUUAGCGAUGAUUCCAAGGUCCUUUCAUUUUAUUAAACAGUUGAACUUGGCUGACUGGGUGCUGUCCCCACUGGCUCCCUCUUGGAGACCCACUCUCCCCCACAUAGCGUGGGGGCCCCGAUGCCUCUCCAGAGGGCUGGCGGCCCCACAGAUGUGGGCGCCUGGGGUCAGAGGGUCAGGGCCUGCAGAGGGGAGUGACCGAGAGGGCUGGAGGCCCCCUGCUGCACCCACUCAGGGGCCUACACUGGGGUGAACUGGACAAGGGGAGUUCUCGGCUGCUGGAUGGCUUGAGACGAAAAAGGGAAUGUACCCCUGAGGGAGAGUUGGGGGACCUGCAGGCCCAGAAAGGCUCCCCCCUCCCCCACGAAGGGCUUGCUGGUCUUUUUCUGGGCCCCCUUACUCAUCCCUAGAUGGUAGCUGGAGGGAAGGGAACCAGCCCUUAGGGUUGCUCCUGCGGCAGCAACAGCCCUGCUGCUCUUGCUGGGGGGUGAGCCUGGACAGAGCCCUUGGACCUGGGAUGGAAUAGCUCACCCCAGACCCCACAAGUUCCCCACCAGCUGCUGACGCAUUGUGUUGUGUCAAGAGGAGACAAGCCUUGCUCCCCUCCCCUUCCUCACAACCCCCACCCAAACGCUGUGUGCCCUAGUUUCUCGGAAGGGAGGCCCUUGGGUACUAUGUUGCCCCAUCACAUGUCUACUAACCGCAGGAUGCCCUGUCUGCAGGCAGUGCUCCGACGGGUAACUACCUCAGGACUCAGGUGGAGUCUUCUCGUGCCUUUAAGUGGGUCACUUGCACUCCCUCCGUGGGACCUGUCCUGGUCCUUGCCAAGCAGGAGCCAGGGUGUGUUUGAGCUACUCCUUCCAAAUGCUGGCUCCUAGUUUAGUGUUUGUAAAGAAAUGUGCUCCAGAGGACGGCCUGCGUCUCAGGCAGGGGUGAGAAGAUGCAUUCUGGAGUUCCCCAGGACAUCCCCCCUCUGCCCUUUUCAUCUCCACCGCAGGGAAGGCACCCUCGCCGUUUGCCCAGUGUGCCACUUCAGGGCCCUUUCUGGAGGGCAGCUUUCUUCUGCCCGCCUCCUUCCCACCCACACUGGUUUCCAAGGAUGUAGUGAUAGGCCCAGUGCCUAUACUUCUUCCCCUCACUGGAGGCACGGUGCCAUGGCAGCCUGUGCAUGCCACCUUGAGCCAGGGAAUGCCACCCCUGGGAUUGGCAGACCCACCACCCUGCCAGGUGCCUGCUUCCCAUGCCAGGGGUGGGGCACCUCUGUGACACUGAUGGAAACACUUCUCCCCAGUGCUUCCUUGUAUGUAUCAGCCGCUGUCUGUCUUCUGUUUUGUAUCUUUUUAACCUGGAACAUUCAAUUGUGAAAUAAAUUAUAUGAUUUUUUCCC